Molecule: messenger RNA, 726 nt
Organism: Prorocentrum cordatum
Lineage: Eukaryota; Dinophyceae; Prorocentrales; Prorocentraceae
Source: the annotation of a GenBank genome assembly
AGGGUCGCCGUCCUCGAGCAGCGCGUCGCCGCCGCGACCAGCGCCGCGAACCGGGGAGCCUGGCCGGGCGCGUAUCCGCCGGACCCCAUGGUGCCGCCCGGCAUGGGCCUGCCGCCGGGGAUCUCGCAGGCGAUGAUGCCCGGCAUGGGGUUGGGCAUGGUUGGGAAGGGCGCUGGCGCGAAGGCGCGCCCCCAGGGCCAGGCGGCGCAGCCCAAGGUGCCGGCGAAGGCUGGUGGCGAGAAGGCGGCGGCGAAGGGACCACCGACGGACGAGGAGGUGCAGGCGCACUUCAAAAAGCUCUCUCUUGAGGCGAGCAGCGCGCCCCCCGCGGAGGCGCCGCCGCCGCCGCCCGCGGGCCUGGAGGCGCCAGCGCCGGAGGGCUCUGACGACCAGGCGGAGGCCAGCGCGUCGGCGGACGGCGAGUGAUCGCCGCGAGCCCGGCGCGCCGUGUAAUUGCGACGGCUGCCCAGUCGUGGUCGACCAGGGCUCGAGCUGAACGGAGCUUUUGGGCAGCUCCGCGGAUCCUUUUCGCUUUGCUGUCGCUUCGCAGCAACAAGAGGCAGGGACAUCCGCAGUGUAUGCCGACUUUUGUUCUUCACACGGGGCGGUCGCCGGCAGCGUGGCGGCUCCGACGGCAGUUGGCCGCGGGGCCGCGCGGAAGGCAGUCGCCUCCCUCGCGGGGUGGCGGCGCUUGCGAGGGCGGUGGCGCUGAAUAGCUCGGGGGCG